GAUCAAGGUCCAAGUAUACUUAGGGCAACCAGCUUUGCGACAGGCACAGCUCAGACCUGGGUAUCGUCUGCGACUCGUCUGUUUCUUGCCUGAACAAUGUCUCGUUUCGUGCGUCCAUCAAAGUAUCGUCAUGUCUAUGGUCAAAAUGCAAAGAAAAAAGAAUUCGGAAUCGAGAAUGUAAAGGUGUCCAGCAGCGCCUGGGAUACCAAUUUGGUCUCUGCUUCAGGGCGAUACAUCAGUCUUAACUGGAAUGCAUCUGGUGGUGGCGCUUUUGCCAUUUUACCCUUGCCUUCUCCCUUCGAAGCAUUACCCAAUAAUCUUCCAUACAAGCUCCCGGAUGUGAUACCCUUGGCACGCAGUCACACUGCUCCAGUCCUCGACACGGAUUGGUCCCCUCACAAUGAUUCGAUUGUCGCCUCAGGCGGUGAAGAUGGGAAGGUCAUGAUCUGGAAAGUGGAACCCUCUACGUUCGAAGAUUGGGGUCAAGAUCACUGGGAACCUCACGAUUUCGAUCCUGUGGCCCGUAUCGAUGCCUCGCCGCGAAAGAUCGGUCAAGUCUUGUUUCAUCCUACUGCUUCUAACGUUAUCGCAAGUGCUUCUGGAGAGCAUACCGUCAAGCUGUGGGACCUUGCAGAAACAGAACGUCAGAGGUCUACUCUAACUGGCCAUGGCGAUUCUAUCCAAUGUAUCGCCUUUAACCCUACUGGCACUCUUCUUGCCACGACAUGCAGAGAUCGCAAGCUAAGAUUGUUCGACCCCCGUGCGGGAAGCGAAGCUGUUCGUGUGGCAGAAGGACAUGGUGGAAUCAAAGGCGCACGCGUCGUGUGGAUGGGUGACCUCGAUAAAAUCGCCACGACAGGUUUCAGCAAAAUGAGUGAUCGUCAGGUCGGCAUCUGGGAAACUGGUGGGCUUGGUAACGUCAAAACGACGAUCCUCGACCAGUCAGCUGGUGUUAUUAUGCCGUUUUGGAGUGAUAACAGUAUUCUUUUCCUUGCCGGUAAAGGGGACGGCAACAUUCGUUACUACGAAUUCGAAAGCGAUACCCUUUAUGCCUUAGCGGAACACAAGUCUUCAGAACCUCAGCGGGGAAUGUGCUUCUUACCCAGGCGUGCGCUCAAUGCAUCAGAGUGCGAAAUCGCUCGUGCUUACAAAGUUUAUGGAUCUGCAAUUGAACCGAUUGGAUUUAUUGUACCCCGAAAGGCCGACUCUUUCCAGUCCGACAUAUAUCCACCAGCACCUUCCUCUGAAGCAUCCCUUUCGGCCAGUGAAUUUUUCUCCGGGAAGACCGCACCUCCCAAAUUGGUCAGCUUGGAAAAUGGUGCAAUAUCCAAUGGUGUCCAGUCGACCUAUACACCUGCACCCACGGUCGCAGCCACUGCACCUGUGCCUGCUCCUCCGAGCUUCAGUGCAUCACCUGUAGCGCGGGCUGCAACUACUCCUUCUACCCCCUCGAACCCCGUACCCUUCGCGCCGGUCUCGAAAUCAGAAUCCAUGCCCAUACCUGCUACUUCUCCUGCAGUAUCGCCCACCUCGAGCCCACCUGCAAAAUCUAACUUCGAUAAUGAAGAUGCAGCUGCUCAGGCGUUACGCGAAGAGAACCAGCGCCAGGCUAGCGAACUCCGCGAUGCCCGCGAAAAAAUCAGGAACCUAGAACUCCAAGUUGAGGGCUUAAAAGCGAAUGCGCGAAAGGCUCAGGCGCUAUUAGAAGGAUAAAUGGGGUACAGUGGUUCGCCAUUGUAUCAUGGUUGGCUCUAGUAUCUAGCUCAUAAGCUUGGAAUUGUACAACGGCUGUACUGUUGAAUUUCGACCUUAGUUUCGUCGUUGCGUCGCUGCGACGGUCAUAGGCAGGUUGAGUUGAACCCGUCCACUACUUACGUGCCCUUCUGGUACGAACUUCUUACUAGAUGCGCUGAUGUAUUGAAGAACAAGUUCAAAUCACCCC
Messenger RNA from Serpula lacrymans var. lacrymans S7.9, 1942 nucleotides. RefSeq lists its product as uncharacterized. The record is from RefSeq and is a predicted model, not a curated record. Bases 97 to 1713 code for a protein of 538 amino acids. NCBI's taxonomy places the organism in Eukaryota, Fungi, Basidiomycota, Agaricomycetes, Boletales, Serpulaceae. Gene Ontology annotation, biological process: actin filament organization. Gene Ontology annotation, molecular function: actin filament binding. The transcript is spliced from 7 exons.